AAAUAAAAUUCGUAUUUGAUGCUGACAGAGAAAAAAAACAAAUUACAAUGCUUAAAGAUUCUGUUCCAGUUUUAGCUUUAGAAGAUCAAGCCAAGAGAGCUGAAUUACAGCGAAAGAAGAACUGUUUUAUUUUGAUGAAACUUUUGAUCGAAACAGCUGAAAAAGAAAAAAUUUCUAACAAAGAUGUACUUCAAAAAUUAAAAG
Messenger RNA from Racocetra fulgida, 204 nucleotides. NCBI's taxonomy places the organism in Eukaryota, Fungi, Glomeromycota, Glomeromycetes, Diversisporales, Gigasporaceae. The record is from the annotation of a GenBank genome assembly.